Branchiostoma belcheri (Belcher's lancelet) is the source of this 1565-nucleotide messenger RNA. Its product is annotated as alcohol dehydrogenase class-3-like. Gene Ontology annotation, biological process: formaldehyde catabolic process. Gene Ontology annotation, cellular component: cytosol. The record is from RefSeq and is a predicted model, not a curated record. Bases 230 to 1363 code for a protein of 377 amino acids. Gene Ontology annotation, molecular function: zinc ion binding; S-(hydroxymethyl)glutathione dehydrogenase [NAD(P)+] activity. Lineage: Eukaryota; Metazoa; Chordata; Leptocardii; Amphioxiformes; Branchiostomatidae. The transcript has 11 exons.
GAGAAAGGUAGGGCCAAGACUUAGUUAAUGUCAACACGCUUGUUUAAACCUCAAUGUGUAAAACAUUAGAUUGAUGUCUGUUGGUAAGUUAGAGUGUGAUAAUAUGCAGCCGCUGCAAGGAUUAAUAACGUGCCCGCUGCGAAGUCUGAAUUCUAGGCUAAAGUAAUAUUUGCGUUUUUUGCACACGGCCCGUGAAAGUUGUCGACCUUUGCCCCAUAAACGUGGAGGCAUGGCGGAUACUGCAGGAAAGCCCAUCACGUGCCGCGCGGCGGUGGCCUGGGAAGCGAAGAAGCCGCUGGUGAUUGAGACGAUCGAAGUCGCUCCUCCAAAAGAACACGAAGUCCGCAUCAAGGUUUUGGCAACAGGAGUGUGCCACACGGAUGCGUACACCCUGGAUGGGCAUGACCCCGAGGGGAUCUUUCCCGUGGUGCUGGGUCAUGAGGGGGGCGGGGUCGUGGAGAGUGUGGGGUCAGGGGUCACCGGGUUCAAGCCAGGCGACCACGUGGUCCCCCUCUACAUCCCGCAGUGCCGCGAGUGUAAGUUCUGCAAGAGCCCCAAAACCAACCUGUGUCAGAAAAUCAGGGUGACCCAAGGUCAAGGUGUGAUGCCGGACGGCUCGAGCCGCUUCACCUGCAAAGGUCAAACUCUGUACCACUUCAUGGGCACCUCGACCUUCAGCGAGUACACCGUGGUGGCAGACAUUUCUCUCUGCAAGGUUGCAGAGAAGGCUCCUCUGGACAAAGUGUGUCUGCUGGGCUGUGGCAUCUCCACCGGCUACGGGGCUGCUCUCAACACAGCGAAGGUGGAUCCGGGGUCUAGCGUGGCGGUCUGGGGCCUGGGAGCCGUGGGGCUGGCCGUCAUCAUGGGGGCAAAGGUCGCCGGCGCAUCCCGCAUCAUCGGAGUCGACAUCAACCCGGCCAAGGCGGAAAUCGCUAAGAAGUUUGGGAUGACGGAGUUUGUGAACCCGAGGGACCACGAGCGGCCGAUUCAGCAGGUUCUGGCAGACCUGACGGACGGAGGGCUCGACUUCACCUUCGAGUGUAUCGGCAACGUGCACACUAUGCGCGCAGCUCUGGAGGCCUGCCACAAGGGCUGGGGAACAUCCGUUAUUAUUGGGGUGGCAGCAGCAGGGCAGGAAAUCUCCACCCGUCCGUUCCAGUUGGUGACAGGCCGGGUGUGGAAGGGGACGGCCUUCGGAGGUUGGAAAAGCGUUGACAGCGUCCCUAAGCUUGUGGAGGAGUACCAGGCAGGGAAGAUCCAAGUUGACGAGUUCGUCUCCCACAACUUUCCGCUGGACAAAAUCAACGAGUCAUUUCACCUGAUGCAUGCUGGGGAGAGUAUCCGGUCUGUGGUCCACUUCUGAUGCUGCCAUCUGCACAAUCCAGACUGAACCAGUUAUAACUGGCUGUAACCAGUUACACCCGACUGAAACCAGUUAUAACUGGCUUAAGAAAACAGUUGGACUGUUUCUGACCAGCUUUAUGUCUCCAAGACAGAUUUUUGAUGCUUUCUUUGUGCCUUGUGAUGUGUAGAAUGUUGCACAGCAAUAAAAACAGAGAACAGAA